Molecule: messenger RNA, 1834 nt
Organism: Cuculus canorus (common cuckoo)
Lineage: Eukaryota; Metazoa; Chordata; Aves; Cuculiformes; Cuculidae
Gene: S100A16
Product: S100 calcium binding protein A16
Exons: 3
Coding region: 909-1229 (106 amino acids)
Cellular component (GO): nucleus; perinuclear region of cytoplasm
Molecular function (GO): calcium ion binding
Source: RefSeq, a predicted model, not a curated record
GGAUGAGGAAGGGCUCGAGCUGGGGGUCUCCAGUGAGACCAGGCUCAUGGUGGGACCAACUGCCAGCAGCAGGACCCUUCAAAAGCCACCCUGGAGCCCAGCAACCUGCAAGGUGGGGAUCAACCCCAGUCCUGGAUCAACCCCAGCAAAGCCUCUCGUGAAGAUGAAGAUGGCUCAGGAGGGCACCCAGCCAUAAGGAGGCAUGGAGGGUUGAGCACAAGGGUGCAGGGAGCCCAGGGCUGAGCCUCGUGUCUCUUCCCACCACCCUGGUGUGCCAACAUCCUCAGCUUGGGGCUGAGUUGAGGAAGAUCGGCGCACAGAGAGGAGACAUGAGCCAGAUUUAGGGUGUGGAACAGGUCCUGUCCUGCUCCCGGAACCGCAGACGCUCCCUGGAUGACGACCCCGGAGUAGGGGAUGGCGCUGGGCCACUGCUCUGAGCUCCACAUAUGCUGGCCAGUUGGCUUCUUCCAAGACCCACAUGGCCACCGCCGCUGUGGCGAUGGGUGUUGCACCCAUGGUGUAAAUCAGCAGCACUCCAGCGAAACGCCAUGGAGCAACAAGCUCCAUCCGUGCUACUGAUGGGGCAGGAAAGAGCCAAGGCCGGACAAGGUGACGCAGUUUCCUUCCCUGCCUGCCUGCAUCCUGGCCAGGAUGUGGACGCUGGACCCCGUGACAAGGACCAUCCUGUUGGGCCCAUCCAUAGGAAGGAGCUUGCUGACUUCGGGCAGCGUCGGGGCUGUGGAGCGAGGAGGGGACCCUGGAUAUCCAGCAGGCAGGCAGGAUUGGACCCUGGGAAAUUGUGGAUGCCCUUGACUGGGCUCGUGGGGGGCUUGGGCAGGUCCGGACCUGCUGAGGUGUUCCUGGAGCUGUGAAGCAAGAGGAGGGCUGGCCGGUGACUGCAGGCAGCGAUGGCAGAGUGCACGGAGCUGGAAUGGGCCGUUCAGGUCCUGGUGAACAACUUCGACAAGUACUCGAGUCGCCGCUGCUGCUGCAAGAAGCCGCGGCGCAUCAGCAAGAAGGAUUUCCGCAAGAUGCUGAGCUGUGAGCUCAACCACAUGCUGACGGACACCGGGAACCGGCGAGCAGCCGACAAGCUCAUCUGUGACCUGGAUGAGAACAAAGAUGGGCGCAUCAGCUUCGAGGAGUACUGGACCUUGAUAGGUGGCAUCGCCAGCCCCAUCGCCCAGAUCAUCCGCCAGCAAGAGCAGAGCAUCAAGCACACCAAGUAGAGCUGGGCUGCAUCCCGACCCUCCUUGCUCUCACAAAGCAUCCACCAGCAGGAGAAGAACAUCAAGCUCACCAUGUAGCCGGCUGCAUCCCAACCCUCCCUGGGCUCAGCCCCUGCUUCUCCACAGCUCCCUGCUUCUCACCUCUUGGUCCUGAGCCCGAGCCUGCCCCAAGGCACCCCGGUGUCCUGCAGCUUUGUUGACUGAGCUGAGCCAUGCCGGGAUGUGAUUGGGGCAGGCAGAGCCCGUGGGUGGGCGUUGAGGUGUGGGAGGCCAUCACAGCCAUGGUGGGGCUCCACACCACAUCACCCCUGCCCUCAUCCUGCCCCACAAGCCCUCUUCUCGCUGGGCAAGAAGCAAAGGGAAAGGCUCCUCCUCACCUAAGACAUGAAUUCUGCCUGUUCUCAGACCUCUGAGGCAGAAACCCCAUCAAAACUGGGACUCUCUUCUCCCCACAGAGUUUCCCCUUGAAGUCGGGGGUCUUCCUGGGAACAGCGUGCCUUUCCACCCCCCCAAACUGGUGAAGGGUCUGCCCUGCCUGUGCUGCCGGGUGCUCUGGUCCUUCGGGUCCCGUCCGAGCAGCACCACCGUGGUUAUUUAUUGCAGCA